Molecule: messenger RNA, 3770 nt
Organism: Fundulus heteroclitus (mummichog)
Lineage: Eukaryota; Metazoa; Chordata; Actinopteri; Cyprinodontiformes; Fundulidae
Gene: amot
Product: angiomotin
Exons: 13
Coding region: 287-3334 (1015 amino acids)
Biological process (GO): angiogenesis; regulation of cell migration; establishment of cell polarity involved in ameboidal cell migration
Cellular component (GO): plasma membrane; cytoplasmic vesicle; bicellular tight junction
Molecular function (GO): signaling receptor activity
Source: RefSeq, a predicted model, not a curated record
GUGGGGGGGACUGGAAGUUUUUCUUGCGCAGGCCAGUCUGGGAUAGCUUCCUGCCAUUUAAUGCUACUCUUUUACGCAAACUUUACAAACACAGUUUGCGAGGAGGACAAAGUAUUUUGUUUGGAAGCCCUCUCUAUAAGCGGGGUCUUACAGGAUUUAUUCCAAGUCGAGUGGAAGCAACAGAAAAAAGAUGUUCGAGUAGCUUCAAGGAAAGAAGACGGAAGCAGAUUUACAAAAAGACAGGGGGCGUAGUUUGUCCUUCCACGAGGUUCGUUGCCAGCGUGAGAUGGAGAUGAGGGCCGCAACUGAAGAGGCAUCCAAUAGCAGUGUAGCGGGUGGUGGAAGUACAGUCCUUCAGCGCCUCUUGCAGGAAAAGAUGAAUCGGAACUAUGUCCUGCAACAGCAGCAACAGUCUGGAGGAGGGGUUGGGGGAGCAGCAGCUGGAGGAGGGGGUGGUGGAGGUAGUUAUUCAGUACAAGGCCAGGUAAGCCCCUGUGAUGAUCAUUCAGUAAGUGCUCAUGUUGCACGGCAAGAGCCCCAGGGACAAGAGCUUCAGACGGACAGUGGCCUGGAGAAGGUUGGUGCAAUCAGAGUUGGAGGGCAUGGUGGGGGCAGUGGAGGUGGGGGAUGUGUGGGCUCUUGUGGGGAAGCAGGUGGUGGAGUGGGUAGUGGAAUUGGUGGGAUCGCCCAAGGACAGUGUCCUAACCUAGAAGAUCUCCCUACAUAUGAAGAAGCCAAAGUACAAUCACAGUACUUCCGCAGCCACAGUUCCCCUCCUCAGCCUCAGCAACAGAGCAACCAGGCCCAGCAGCCGUCAAUGUCGGCCUCAGUAGGUGCCGGCUUUUAUGUUACUGGAUUGAGCAGCACCAAAGUUCGUACUGAGGGUCGCCCAACACUGCAGCGUUUUAGUGGUGCAGGGAAGGUGCACCAAGAUGAUGGACUAAAAGAUCUAAAACAAGGACACGUCCGGUCUCUAAGUGAGCGACUUAUGCAGCUUUCAUUGGCCACCAGUGGUGUGAAGGCACAUGCUCCUGUAAGCAGCACCCCACUCUCUCCCCAGCUACCCCCGUCAGGGCAGCCUGGAGACUACUACAAGCCGCAGCAUCGCGGUCCACCACCAGACUACCCUUUUAAAGGAAUAUGUUCUCCAGGCAAUCAUCCAGAUUCUGGAGGGCACUUUUUUCAAGAACCAAGAAUAAGUGAUCUCUCCAGGGAGAUUCCAACAGUUCGAUAUCAGCCUCCUCCAGAAUAUGGCUCUUUCAGAUCCAGUAAGGAGGUUUCAGUUCACUACCAGAGACCCCUCAAUCAGCACAGUCCCACCUCUUCUGUCACCUCUGUUGGAUCUUUGUCCCGCGCCCAGUCAUCUACUCUGAGCAGUGUGCUUUCUGCCUCUCACUCCUCUCAUCCAUCAAUUCCUCACCAGUCACCUCCAAACCAUGGAGAGCCUUACCCAAUCAUGGUACCCCAUGGUCCACAGGGCACAGGCUCCCACCAAGUGGCAGAGCUUUUCCCUUCAGGGCCUGUUCAUCAGACAGCACAGAGGAGUCAUAAUUUUCUUUCUGAUUCUCAUGGCUCCACUCCUGGGUUGCAUCAUUAUCAGCAGCAACAUCAAUGUCAACAACAUCACCAACUCCUAGGACCUCCACAGUCCCAGUUGUCUAUGCAGGCAGGGCAUUUUCCACAACAGCACUCCUACUUACAGCUACAGGGGGAGCCCUUUGCAGUAAUGGCCCGUGCCCAGCAGAUGGUAGAUGUUCUUACAGAGGAGAACAGAAUUCUGAGACAGGAGAUGGAGGCUUGUCGUGAGAAAGUCACCAAGCUACACAAGUUGGAAACAGAGAUACAGCUGGUGUCAGAUGCCUAUGAAAACCUCGCUAAGUCCUCCUCUAAAAGGGAAGCUUUGGAGAAAACCAUGAGGAAUAAGUUGGAGCUACAGGUGCGCCGACUACAUGACUUCAACAGAGACCUGCGAGAGCGCAUGGAGACGGCCAAUAAACAGCUUGCCUCUAAGGAGUGUGAUAGCUCUGAGGACAAUCGCAAAACCAUCUCCCAGCUGGUUACUCAGAAUAAAGAAAUUCUGCGGGAGAAAGAGAAACUUGAGAUGGAGCUGAAUGGGCUGCGUUCAACUGCAGAUGACCAAAGGAGACACAUUGAGAUCAGAGACCAAGCACUGAACAAUGCUCAGGCUAAAGUGGUUAAACUGGAGGAGGAGCUAAAAAAAAAGCAAGUUUACGUUGAGAAAGUGGAGAGGAUGCAGCAGGCUCUGGCUCAGCUCCAGGCAGCAUGUGAGAAGAGAGAGCAACUGGAACAUCGACUUCGUACGAGACUGGAAAGAGAGCUAGAGUCUUUACGUCUACAGCAGCGUCAAGGAAACUCUCAGAGCAGCGGUUUGGUGUCUGCAGAGUACAAUGCUACAGCCCUGAUGGAACACCUAAGGGAGAAGGAGGAGCGAAUUCUGGCUCUGGAGGCUGACAUGACUAAAUGGGAGCAGAAGUAUUUGGAGGAAAGUGUGAUGAGGCAGUUUGCCCUGGACGCUGCUGCAUCUGUCGCCACACAAAGGGACACAUCUGCAGCAGGGAUAAACCACUCUCCGGGCAACAGUUAUGAUACUUCUGUGGAAGCUCGGAUUCAGAAGGAAGAAGAGGAGAUCCUAAUGGCCAAUCGUCGCUGUCUGGAUAUGGAAAGCAGGAUAAAGAAUCUCCAUGCCCAAAUCAUUGAGAAAGACGCCAUGAUAAAAGUUCUUCAUCAACGCUCCAGGAAAGAGCCCAUGAAGUCUGAAGGACCAUCUCCCAUGCGGCCUUCUAAGUCCUUGAUGUCCAUCUCUAACGUUGGUCCAUGUGGUUCAGGACUGCUUUCCCACAGCCUUGGGCUUAGCAGCUCACCAAUCACUGAAGAGCGCAAGGAUGCCAGCUGGAAGGGCAGCCUGGGAGUUCUGCUGGGUCCUGAGUGUCGCUCUGAGUCUCUGCGGACAGAAUCCAUCUCAUCGUCACCUUCCCCAGUAUUUUCCACCACCCUGAUGACUACAGGCCACUCAAAGACAGGUAGCAGGGACAGCUGCACGCAGACUGACAAGGGUCUGAGCCAGGAUGCCGCCAAGCCCAGCCCUUCAGCCUUGCAAAGUAUGACCCUGCCUGCCCGCCUAUCAAGCCCCAGCCCGGUUUACAUCCCCGAUCGCUUAGCAGAAGUUCCAGUGUUUCACAGCAGUACUUUUGAGCGGAGGUUCACUCUGCAGUCUCAUUCACAGCAACAAGCUCCUCCUCCAGCUCCAGUGGCCCAACAAGAGCUUGGAGAGGAAACGCGGGCAGAGGAAGGCGAUCCAUUCCUUACUAUCUGACACAGGGCAGCAGGUGAGUGAACCGGGCCAGAUCAGGAGGAGGGCUGUUGAGUUUUUGUAAUGUUCUGUUUUGGUUAGGUUCUGUUAGAUUCCCGUUUGUUCCCCUUUUUUUUUGCCUCCUGGAUUUUGUUAAUAAACCCAUUUUCAACACACAGCUCCGUGUCUGGCUCACAUUUGGGUUCAAUCUCUACGAUUCAUUACAGUUUUACUCCUCUCUGUUUGAGAGUGAGUAUAAGGAGAACGAGGAGCUGUUGGGGGAGUUCUGUGGUGGGCUGCCCCAGGUCUCUGAGGAGACCAACGUACAGCUGGAGCGCCUACCUGGGGGUACAAGAGCUCCAUACAGCCCUCCUGAAUAUGCAGGGCCAGAAGGCCCCAGGCAUCGAUGGUCUUACAGUAGAGUUUUUCAAAGCCUACUGGGACAUCCUGGCGGAAGACU